Molecule: messenger RNA, 1135 nt
Organism: Musca vetustissima
Lineage: Eukaryota; Metazoa; Arthropoda; Insecta; Diptera; Muscidae
Product: upstream-binding protein 1-like
Exons: 6
Coding region: 77-1117 (346 amino acids)
Biological process (GO): regulation of transcription by RNA polymerase II
Cellular component (GO): nucleus
Molecular function (GO): DNA-binding transcription activator activity, RNA polymerase II-specific; RNA polymerase II cis-regulatory region sequence-specific DNA binding
Source: RefSeq, a predicted model, not a curated record
CGGUGCCGGAGCAUCGCCCCGCAGCCAAGCUGGAAAUUUGACACCGAAUGGCCUGUUGUUGAAUGGCGGCAAACCGAUGCCAAUCCAUGCAGCAGCUUGUCAAGUUAAGGUUUUCAAAUUAAAAGGUGCCGAUCGCAAACACAAACAGGAUCGUGAAAAAAUCCAAAAACGUCCCCAGUCCGAACAGGAUAAAUUCCAACCAAGUUACGAGUGUACCAUAAUGACGGAUAUACCAUUGGACUUGAUUACAACACCAACAACCACCAGUGGCGCUGGUUGUUUCAGUCCCGAAUACAUGAAAAUUUGGCCAAAUUCGCCAGUUCACAUUCCAAAAUAUGAUGGCAUGUUACCCUAUGCUAGUGCUUCGCCCAAUGCCAGUGCUAGUCCCAUAGCCAUUAAUAGUGUCUCCUCGACGAAUUCGCCCAAUUUGAAAAUAAUGGACACAAAUAUGGUGGUGGCACCACCACCAUCGGUAAUGGCCACCGAUAUUGAUGAAUAUAAUUCCAUUACCAUAAUGCCAGAGUCUACACCAGUACAGGUUACCCAGUGGUUGACCUAUCAUCGUUUGACGGCAUAUUUGUCAACAUUUGCACAGUUCUCGGGAGCUGAUAUUAUGAGAAUGUCCAAAGAUGACUUAAUCCAAAUCUGCGGCUUGGCUGAUGGUAUACGCAUGUUCAACAUCUUGAGAGCAAAGGCCAUAACACCCCGUCUAACCCUCUACGUUAGCUUGGAUGGCGCUAAUUAUAAUGCCGUUUAUCUCAUAUCCAAUACCGCCAAGGAACUUGUACAAAAACUUUUCAAGUUACCUGGCUUCUAUGAGUGUGUGGCCAAAGGCUCUUCGUCCAACUCGAUGAAUGGUAAUGCUGGUUCGGGCAUGGAUACUAAUACAUCACCCUAUCAUAGCUGGGGUAUGCAUUCGAAAUAUUCCGGCAGCGGUUCUAGCAUUUAUAAUGAUGUCAAUACAAAAUCAUUGAUUUAUAUUAGCGGUCCAGCCGGUAUCCAUGUGGCCAUUACCGAUGAGGUAUUGGCCAAUGAAAUCAAAGAUGGUAGCCUUUACGGUUUGGAAGUACAAAAUGGAAAAGUUGUUAUGAAAUUAGUGAACAAAAAUGAAAAUUGAAAAAAAAAACAGGCAUGU